CAAUAAGAGGCAACAGAGUUCCCCUGCUUUAAACUCUUAGUUUCACAAACUCACCUGAAAUAGACUCAGCAUUUCUGAUCAAGAAGAGGGAGCAACCAAACAAAACAAUGGAUGUAUUACCUCUAAUGCUCCUGUUGGGGUCGCUGUUUCUCUGUGGACGCGUUGAGGCCCUCUCCUCUGCUAUGGACGUUCUCAAACAGGAUGCACUUAAGUGGGACAUGUCUCUUACCUGCAGCAAGUGGGACUGCGAUUGUCCUUUCAACCGUCAACGUGGUUGCUGUUGUGCUGCCAAUGAGAUGUACCAAGUAGAAGACGAGAGCUUCGUCAGGAUAAAAUGCUUGUGGGAGAAAAUUAUGUCCCUGAAUAGCAGAGUAAAUGCACUCUCAGGUGGUUUCAAGGUUUCCUUCAAGGCCACCAUGAAUCAGAAUAUAGCCAUUGAUAUUCCUGGAUCUACUGAGCGUUGCUUUGGUCCUUUCAAUACCAAUGUACCGAUCCCUUACACCAACGUAGCGCUCAACAGUGGCAAUGGCUACAACCCCUCACUGGGUAUCUUCACUGCCCCUUCUCCGGGCGUUUAUAUGUUUUCUUUCACUGCCUUCUCUUCCGUUGGAGUGGAUGGACGCCUGUACCACAAGGUCCAGCUCAUGAAGAAUGGCAAGAUGGGGGUCAGCGUGUGGGAGAACAAUCGAGAAGAUAUCGAGGACAGUGCCACUCAGGUUGUGGUAAUGGAGAUGCAGCGAGGCGAUCAGGUCUAUGUGGAGCUGAUGUCUGGAAGGAAGCUCUGCACAAUUAUGGAAUACAAUAUAUUCACCGGCCACAUUGUGUACCCAUACACUGAGUGACCAACCAGCAGGACAUCAAGGGAUCACUGAAAUCCACUUGUCUUCAUACAACGGAGAGAAUAAAUUCUUAAUAAAAAUGAUUGUUACUGCACCAGGUCUGUGAUCCUAUAGCUUGAGAACCUGUGCUGUAGUUAUACAUGUGAUUACAGACAGUGAAUUUGCAUCGCAUGAAUACUUUCAAUAUAUAAAAAAUGUAUUUUUGUGAAUAAAGGACCAGAACAGGCUGUGUAAAAACAAAACAUGAUAUUUUCUUGAUUUGGAUGUAAUAAAAACUUGUCUGAGUGA
Molecule: messenger RNA, 1127 nt
Organism: Xiphophorus hellerii (green swordtail)
Lineage: Eukaryota; Metazoa; Chordata; Actinopteri; Cyprinodontiformes; Poeciliidae
Gene: cbln18
Product: cerebellin 18
Exons: 7
Coding region: 108-842 (244 amino acids)
Biological process (GO): maintenance of synapse structure
Cellular component (GO): synapse
Molecular function (GO): protein binding
Source: RefSeq, a predicted model, not a curated record